AUGGAGGCCCCGCAUGAGCUAGGGCUUUCGAGGCUUCUAUCGCAACAAUUUAAGCGAUUUGCAACCUCGCUGGCCAUAAGGGAUGAUGGGUACCAUCUUUCGUACGCUCAGCUUCACACAAAAGCGCUAAACCUCGCUUAUCAGAUCCGAUGUCUACAAGUGAAGACUGAAGUUCCAAUUGGAAUUCUCUCACCACGAGGUAUAGAUCAUGUUGUUUCGCAGAUUGCUGUCAUAUAUGCUGGGGGAACGUGCGUUCCAUUAGACGUGAACCAUCCUGACCAGUAUUUGAUUGAUAUACUGAGAAAUAUCAAUAUCUCCGUUUUGUUGACCGACCGAGCCAAUUCGCAUCGACUGGAAGCUCAGGGAUUUAGUCAAAUUGUGGUGGACCACAGGUCGCUACAUACCUUAGUAUGUGAGGAGCUUGAACAGGAUGUAAUUGAUCUACCGUCAUCGCAAUAUCGAUCGCAUAUCUUUCAUACGUCUGGUUCAACAGGUCGUCCAAAGCCUGUGCAGGUGCUCGCCAGAGGAAUUCUCAACUUCUGCCUUAAUGAAACAUUUGUCCCGGUCCAGGAGGGUCAGCAAUUUGCUCAUCUUAGUAAUGUCACGUUUGAUGUGUCUAUCAUGGAGACGCUUGGAUCGUUUCUCCGCGGUGCUACGGCAGUAGUGCUAGAUCGUGACACCGUCCUUGAUCCCGCCAGAUUGGUGAAACGUAUACGGGAAGAUAAGAUCGAUGUUCUCUGGCAAACUCCAGCGCUAUUGGCUGCGACGAUAAAUGCCUACCCACAAGCAUACAUAACAGUUGAAACGCUCCUUACUGGAGGGGAGGUAGUGACGGCUCAACUGGUGCGGAAGGUCCUAGAAUAUGGCCCACCGAAGCGGCUGUUAAACCUUUAUGGCCCGACAGAGUGUACGAUGUUCUCAACAUUCCACGAUAUCUCAAUAGAAGAUGUAGAGAGGGGUACUAUUCCUAUCGGGAAGCCGAUGGAUGGAUACGAGAUCAUAGUAGUGAAUGACAGCCUUGACGUCUUACCCCGUGGAGAAGUUGGGGAACUGGUAAUCGGCGGUAAAGGAGUCGCAGGAGGAUAUCUCAGUGAGUCCGAGAAGCCCGGUAAUGCAUUUAUCCAGCUGGGACACUUUUGUUCCAAUCGACAGGUGUAUCGAACAGGAGAUCUUGGACGGUGGAAUCCAACUGGGUUACUCGAGUUUGUAGGUCGACGUGACAACCAAGUCAAAAUACGAGGCCACCGUAUCGAGCUCGAAGCAGUCGAGGCUAUUCUGAUGGCGACCGGGUUGGUUUCAGCGGCGGCAGCCGUAAAGAUAGAUGCAGAUGGUAACAGUGAGGCCGAGUCGCUUUUGCUAGCCUGCGUGAUACCGAUUUCCGAUGAUACGAAUCCAUUGACUAUCAGACAGGCGUACACUAGGAAUGCACCGUAUCUCAUGCUACCGCGUUUGGAAGUAGUAGACCAUUUGCCUCUGACAAAUACCCAUAAGAUCGAUCGUGGGGAACUGGUUGAGCGAUACGCUAAGACUAGAGGACAGAGGAUGACGUUGUACGAGCCUCUGUCACCGAUUCAACAGAUUGUGAUGGAUGUGUUUGGAUCACAAAUGGGACCAGAUGACAACUUCUUUGUAAUGGGUGGUUCCUCAUUACAUGCAGCCCGCCUGGUAUCUCGUGUAAAGGAGGACCUCGGUAUCCAGCUACGGAUCGCGAUGGUAUAUGAAAACCCAACUCAACUAGAACUCAUCAAUCUUAUCAAGUCGCUGCGGAAGGGCGAGGAGUGGACAGACAAAAAUGAAACUCUUUGGCAGCCAGACUUGGAUCUCGGGAAAGACUUGCGGCCAAUACCGGGCGAUAUAGUGGACUGGACAAUUGAAGGCGAAGGGCGCGUCUUCCUCACCGGUGUAACGGGGUUCAUCGGCACUUUUUUAUUGAAUGAACUGCUCCUUCGGCCAAAUGUUCAGCGAGUGGCAUGCUUGGUACGUGCAAGCGAUGAGAUAGAAGCUAUUAAGCGUAUAGUCAAGGCCUUCGACCGGUACGGGCUUCGACCUUGCUACAUGGAAAAGCUCUGGACCAUUCCAGGGGACUUUUCCAAAGAAUACCUAGGUCUCCAUCGCGAAACAUUUGACUAUCUCGCAGAGUGGACGAGCAUCAUCUUCCACCUAGGAGCCCGCGUGAAUUGGAUCGAGCCCUAUGAGGCUCACCGGCAAGCGAAUGUCCUAGGCUUGUUGAACAUGAUUCGAUUCGGAAACACAAAGCGACUGAAGGCCUUCCAUUAUAUGUCGAGCACCUCUGUAUAUGGCCCUACGGGACUGUUGACUGGGGCGAUGUACAUCCCGGAAGAUGAAAAUCCAAGAUCCCAUCUUGCGGCCUUGAAGUACGACACCGGAUAUUCGCAAAGUAAAUCCGUUGCUGAGGUUGUUGCAUGGAAUGCGAUCGUCAACGGUCUAGCCGUGACCAUUCACCGUCCUGGUUUUGUCCUUGGUCACAGCGAAACAGGGAUUGGGAGUUCCGAGGAUUUCUUCAGUCGCGUAGUCCCUAGUUGUGUGGGCAUGGGUUGUUAUCCUGCACUCUCCGAGCACCGCGACGCCUUCGUGUCGGUCGACUUUGUGGUGUUAGCGCUGUUACACAUCGCAUCAUCCAACAAAUCCUCCGGUCGAGCUUACAACCUUGUUGAGCCUCACGGGGAUGCGAUGAUUUCCCUCUCAGCGAUUUUCGAGGGCAUAAGCGCCGCCCUUCCAGCAGGCUCCUUGAUCGAGGUUCCGUAUGGAGAGUGGGUAGAAAAAUGCCAGUCCCGAACUUCUGCAAAGACUCAACACCCCUUGAAGCCACUCAUGCCGAUGUUGGAAGAAACCGUUCUCGAUAACAAGACACGCUGGGAGCUGCAGGCGAGAAUGCCAGUCCUUGGUACGGAGAGCCUAUGGAAUGCCCUCAGGACGAGUCCUAGUCUCCUUUGCUUUCCAACGAUACGGGCUCUUUUGCCCAAGUAUAUUCGGCAUUGGCUUGAGAUGGGCUCCCAGGUCUGA
Molecule: messenger RNA, 3024 nt
Organism: Aspergillus pseudotamarii
Lineage: Eukaryota; Fungi; Ascomycota; Eurotiomycetes; Eurotiales; Aspergillaceae
Product: non-ribosomal peptide synthetase
Exons: 1
Coding region: 1-3024 (1007 amino acids)
Source: RefSeq, a predicted model, not a curated record